AUGUGGUCUAAUAAGGCUGCAUCAUUCUUAUCUUGUUCAUCUGAAUUAGCCAGAACAUUGCGACAAUGCUUAAAAGAACCAUAUAGAAGCAAAGCUAUAAAAAGAUCUAGUCUGGAAGUAUAUCAAUCCAAUUUCUUAAAUGGUAUUAUUAUAUCAAGAGAAUUGCAAGAUAUCUUAGAAGAUGCAAUAGGAAAUUCUAAUAUACGAGUAACUUCAAAACAACAUAUAGAAAGUAAUGAUAAACUGGGGAAUUAA
Molecule: messenger RNA, 255 nt
Organism: Cryptosporidium muris RN66
Lineage: Eukaryota; Apicomplexa; Conoidasida; Eucoccidiorida; Cryptosporidiidae
Exons: 3
Coding region: 1-255 (84 amino acids)
Biological process (GO): proton motive force-driven ATP synthesis
Molecular function (GO): proton-transporting ATP synthase activity, rotational mechanism
Source: RefSeq, a predicted model, not a curated record